UACCAUGCGACCGGAACGAGUGUGGAUCCGAUGCCGUGUGUUACAAGAAUGCCAAAGGGAGCAACACGUGCGCUUGUAACAGUGGUUACACCAUGACUCCCUUGGGCUGCAAGGAGCCAUGCGCUGUGAACAAAUGUGGAGCGAAUGCCUUCUGUUACAAGAAUGCAGGAAUGAGUGACACAUGUGGUUGCAACAAUGGGUUCACCAUGACUUCCAAUGCUCGCUGCAUCGACUCGUGCAUUGUGCAGAACUGUGGUGGCAAGACCACCUGUGUCAAGGGCACAGGUGACCAGGCAUGGUGCAUUUGCAAGCCGGGCUUCAGAAAUGUGUCUGGGGCAUGCAUCGCCACGUGCCGCGAUGUGAAGGACUGCAAGAAGACCACUGGCUACUGUGUUGAUGGACUCUGCUUGUGCAAGCCUGGCCUAAUCGUGCUCCCCGAUGAGACUUGUGCCUUACCAUGCGAUCGGAACGAGUGCGGAUCCGAUGCCGUGUGUUACAAGAAUGCCAAAGGGAGCAACACGUGCGCUUGUAACAGUGGUUACACCAUGACUCCCUUGGGCUGCAAGGAGCCAUGCGCUGUGAACAAAUGUGGAGCGAAUGCCUUCUGUUACAAGAAUGCAGAAAGGAAUGACACAUGUGGUUGCAACAAUGGGUUCACCAUGACUUCCAAUGCUCGCUGCAUCGAUGAGUGCGAUCUCUGUGGUCCCAAUGCUACGUGUGAGAUUGACCUUCAAAGUGGAGCCAAAACCUGCCGUUGCAACAAUGGUUACUACAUGCUACCGAAUAACACCUGUGCCGCAACAUGCCUCGUCACGGGCUGUGCCAUUGGUUCUAGCUGCGUUAACAACGCUAUUGAAGACAUGUAUUGCGCCGAUAACUGUUAUCUCAAGGGAUGCCACGACACGGCCAUGUGUGUCAAGGACCCUGCAUCUGGAAAGGCAUCCUGCCAGUGCAGCGCAGGCUUGAUCAUGCAAUCUGAUGGCACUUGCCAAGUGUGUGGCACCGACAGUGACUGCCCAAUGCACGCCUAUUGCAGCGGUGGUGUGGAGUGCGUUUGCCAACCCGACUACCCAUGGAACGGCACUCAUUGCACUGACCCCUGCGAUGGUGUGAAGUGCAGUCCCAAUGCUUACUGCAGCGACGGUCAAUGCGAUUGCAACAACUACUAUAGCCAGCUGUCAGAUGGCACUUGCUCUGAAUUGUGCGUGCUUCUGAACUGUGGCUCUAGGGAAAUGUGUAUGGAAAAUGACGGCGUCAACGGCGAGUCAGUCUGCAGAUGUGCUCCUGGAUACGUUGGGGAGCCUGGAUCGUGUGCUGAAACAUGCGAUGUGCCGAACGUGUGUGGCGAAUGGGGGAUAUGUGUCCCUAAUGAAGGCAGUAUUACCUGUGAAUGCAUAGAUGGAAGCGUCAGGGUUGCUGGCUCUUGUGUCGAAUCAUGUGAUAACACGAGGUGUGGCGAAUCGGAAGUAUGUGUCCCGCGGGAAAGCGGUCCCACAUGUGACUGCAUCAAUGGAACCGUCAGGGUGGCUGGCUCUUGUGUCGCGACGUGCGACAUCACGAAGAACGAUUGCAAUGUGAAUGCCACUUGCACCAAAGUUUCUGGAAACGUGGGAGUGUGUAAAUGCAAUGCUGGUUUCCAGUCAAAUGACGCCUCAUGCCUUGUGUGUGUCAACAACAGUGAUUGCCCCAUGCAUGCCUAUUGUGAAGCUGGUGUGCAGUGUCUUUGUGAAACCGGCUACCCAUGGAACGGCACCCAUUGCGCUGAUCUCUGCAAUCAUAUCAAAUGUGGCCCCAACUCUUUCUGCAAGGCGGCUAUUUGCGGAUGCAGCGACAACUAUAUCAUGUCGCCAAAUGGCAUUUGCGCUGAGAAAUGCACUGUGAACAACUGCGGAGCAAAUGCCUACUGUUACAAGAAUGCAACAGGGGGUGACUUGUGUGGCUGUAACGAUGGGUACACCAGGACUCCCAAUGAUGGCUGCAUCGACUCGUGCGUUGUGAAGGGAUGUGGUGCCAACACCACCUGUAUCAAGGGCAAGCAUGACCAGGCAUUCUGCCUCUGCAAGCAGGGCUUCAGAAAUGUGUCUGGGAAAUGCAUCGAUGUGUGCGAUCUCUGUGGUCCCACUGCUACAUGUGAGUCGGACCAGCAAAGUGGAACCAAAACCUGCCGUUGCAACGACGGUUACUACAUGCUACCGAAUAACACCUGUGCCGCAACAUGCAUCGUCACGGGCUGUGCCAUUGGUUCUAGCUGCGUUGGAGACGUUGCUGAAGAUAUGUACUGCGCUGAUAAUUGCAAUUUCAAGGAAUGUCAAUACGCGGCUGUGUGUGUCAAAGACGCUUUAUCUGGAAAGGCUUCCUGCCAGUGCAGCACGGGCUUUACCAUGCAAUCUGAUGGCACUUGCAAAGAUGACUGCGAAACUAAGGACUGUGGUGAGCGAGGAGUGUGCGAGCAUGACCCUGUCACUUUAGAAGCCAUCUGCAUUUGCUUUAUGGACGGCACCGUCAUGCUGCCAAAUGGGACUUGCAUUGACAAGUGCUGGGAAAGGUGGUGCUGGCCUCCAGCCGUUUGUCGUGGCGAUAUUACCUGCACAUGUGGCGAUUACAUGAUUGGCGAGCCUGGAUCUUGUCUCGCAACAUGCGAUCACCCAGACGUGAAUUGCAGCGCAGAAGAAGACUGUAUUCCUCCAAGCAUGGAGAAGCGGACCCAUGCUAAAUGCGUGUGCAAGGAUGGAUACCUUCGCAGAGAGACACACGUUUGUGCCCCAACAUGCAAGAUUCUGGCCGAUCCGUAUAGUCCAACACCGUGCGGUUUUUUGGAAGAAUGCCGUGAAGACCUCCCGAACGGGAUCGCUGGAAGCUGCGAGUGUGUGGCUGGAUACUAUCGCCACAACGGAGAGUGUGCUGACUUUCUUCGUGACGAAUGCACCGCUGACAACUGUGGUAAUGGCAAUUGCGUUGAGCACUAUGACAACUACUGGUGGUGGAACAACAAUACGCCCUUUCAAUACUGCAAGUGCAACGAUGGUUACACGCCGGAUCCAGUCUCUGGAAAUUGCAUAGAAUCAUGCCCGGCCAUGCCAUGUCCAUAUGGACACCUUUGUGACACAUCUGGACUCUAUCCGGUCUGUAAGAAAGUUAACUGUCCGGUUAACUGUCCUCAUAACUGUGUUUGGAACUCACAGAUGAGCAUCCAAGCCUGCCCAAACACCUGUGAAGCCAUAAAUUGUGGACCAUUGGAAGAAUGUGCGAUGGUGGGAGGCGUGCCAACCUGUAAAUGCAGGAGCGGAUACGUCGGCCAGGCGGGAUCGUGUGCUGCAACAUGCAAAGCUCUCUAUUGUCCCCUAAACCAACACUGUGUGGAGAAAGUCCCUGGAGGCGCUGGGACUUGCGAAUGCGCUGCAGGAUACGUCGCGCGAGGCAAAUACUGUGAUGCAACCUGCGCAGUCUAUGAAUGCGGUCAAAAUGAAGUAUGCGAGAUGGUGAACCUCAGGCCAACGUGCAAGUGCAAGCCAGUAUAUCUUGGGGUCCCAGGAUUUUGCAAACCACCUUGCUCAAUACGAGUCUGUGGUCUCAACGAGGAGUGUGUGGAGCGCGAAGACACGUCAUACUGUCAAUGCAAGUUUGGAUACACGCGCGCUUCUUCUCACACCUGCGCGCCACAAUGCAUAUUCACGAAGUGUGGCCCCUUCGAACGUUGCAAAGAAACGGAUUACGGUGGACAAUGCAUUUGCAACUAUCCCGAAUACAAAGGCACGCCCCCGAAUUGUAAAGGAACAUGCGAGUCAACCCCUUGUAAUUACGACACUGAAGUAUGUGUCGACUCAAGUGAUGGCGCAGUCUGUGAAUGCGCAAAAGGAUAUGUACGGCACGAGGGCACUUGCACGGGAACAUGCGCAGUCACUCGUUGUGAUUCCGGUGAAGUGUGUAUUAAUAUAGGUGGAAUUGGAACUU
This is a messenger RNA of Closterium sp. Naga37s-1, 3951 nucleotides long. NCBI's taxonomy places the organism in Eukaryota, Viridiplantae, Streptophyta, Zygnematophyceae, Desmidiales, Closteriaceae. The record is from the annotation of a GenBank genome assembly.